This is a messenger RNA of Oncorhynchus masou masou (cherry salmon), 1805 nucleotides long. RefSeq names its product ubiquitin-conjugating enzyme E2 N-like. The record is from RefSeq and is a predicted model, not a curated record. NCBI's taxonomy places the organism in Eukaryota, Metazoa, Chordata, Actinopteri, Salmoniformes, Salmonidae. Bases 103 to 567 code for a protein of 154 amino acids. The transcript is spliced from 4 exons.
AUUCACAAUCCCGUCAGAGGCCAACAUCAUUCACCGGAAAGCGUGUUUUUUUUCGGCGACGAAGGAGUGAACAUACAAAAAUACUGUAUACAGUAAAACAAGAUGGCAGGACUACCCCGCAGGAUUAUAAAGGAGACUCAGCGUUUGCUGGCCGAACCCGUUCCUGGAAUAAAGGCAGAGCCUGAUGAGGCGAAUGCACGCUACUUCCAUGUGGUGAUUUCAGGGCCCCAGGACUCCCCUUUCGAAGGAGGCACCUUUAAACUUGAACUGUUUCUGCCAGAAGAAUAUCCCAUGGCAGCUCCCAAAGUGCGAUUCAUGACCAAAAUCUACCACCCCAAUGUGGACAAGCUGGGUAGGAUAUGCCUAGACAUCUUGAAAGAUAAGUGGUCCCCAGCUUUGCAGAUCCGGACAGUACUGCUAUCAAUCCAAGCAUUAUUAAGCGCUCCUAACCCUGAUGACCCACUUGCAAACGAUGUUGCAGAGCAGUGGAAAUCAAACGAAGCCCAAGCCAUUGAGACAGCUCGGACAUGGACCAGGCUUUAUGCGGGAAACAGCAUUGAGGUAUAGAAGAAAACAGACGGGCACUGGAUGUUAACACAACCAAGAUGAUCUCCUUUAUUUGCAUUUAAAGGACAUUCUUAGACAACAAAAAAACAAGAUAAAAGCAAGCAAAAAAAUCUGUAAAGAAUAUAUUUAAAAGAAAACAAAACUACUGCAGCCCUCUGGUAAUUUUAUGGCACAUAGCAAUGUGUUUUGUCUUUGUCCCGGCUCACUGCUCGAAUGCAUGGACAGAGGCUGAUGGGGGGGGGGGGGGGACGAUAAGUCUUGGUCAUACAAUGGGUCAGUUUAGUCAAAGGUCAAUAAACUGAGGGAGUUAGUGACACAGCCACCAAAUACCCACCCAUUUGAAAAUGUCCACUUGAGGUUAUGCCGCCAAGCCCCUUGUUGAAUUUAGAGUAACCUUUGUUUCCCUCAGACAGUUGAAGUUGUGGGUUCGGAAGUCCUGUGUUUGCAAGCCCUUGGCAGAAGCUCAGAUUAGGGAGGUGAGCGUGUCGGUUAUGACUUCCUUCUGGGGAGAAAGGCGUUCUUUUUAUUUUCUUUUAAUGUUAUUUUAAUUGAAUUUUUUCUCCUAUGAUGCUUCAUUAAAAGCAUGUACUUAACCAAGCUCAGAACAUGACUGUUCUAACAAAUUAGAUCCGUAUUGAUACUGAGAAGUAUCACUUUCGGGGUGUUGAUGGGGGGGGGGGGGGGGUGUACACCCAAUUCUGACAUGAAACAACGAGGCAUGAAAUACUAUCAUUGUCACUUCAUUGCUGAGAACCACACAGACUUGUUGCUUCUGUACUUAUUUUCUGUAAAUGUUAUGUUGUAGUAAAAAUAUUUUUGUUAUGACAUUUUGUUUGAUCUCUUUCUUGCUAGCACUGUACCUACAUAUUCUGGUAGGUGGUGUUUCAUUGCUUUUCCCAUACUCUGUCCUCACCCUUGUCUUUUCCACAAUUCUCUACUGCAAGUGUAUCCAGCAUUUAGUUCAACCAACAUUCUGAAAGAGGGGAGAAAGUCAGAGAAUGUUCUAAUUUAUUUAUCUUUUUCUAAGGGAUUUAGAAUGAAAAAUCAAUGAUGAUUCGUCAUCUAAGCGUCUGGCCAUUAGAUUGAGAAUGGCUUCCAUGUCUCUGGUUAAUCCACUCUUCAUGUGAAAAAGGCAAAGAGAAUCGUGUAUUACCGGUGUCUGAAAUGAUAUGGGAAAAUAAACCAAUGCAUUUGCAUUUGUGGCUCCUGUAAAUAAAAUAAGUUGAGUAAGACUCCUG